UUCACAACCACCCUAGCGCUCCUCACUUCUAUAUUUCCAGAGAGGAAAGAGCAAAUAAUGGGACACUGAGUAGUGCUGCAGCUUUGAAGAGAAAGCCUUUUUUUUUUCCUUUCCUGGAGGUGCCUUUGUUGUGGAAGUAAAUGCAACACAGCGUAGAUUGUGCAAAUAGAAAAGUGUGAGAUCUGCUCUUGCACGGGAGCUAUAGAGAGAACCGCAACACAAAAGCCAGUCCGGGAACUCCCAGCGAUGACUCCAAUCACUGUCGUCGGUGCACUUUUGCUCCUGCUCCACAUCUCAUCUCGAGAUGCGGAAGCACGAAGGCAGCUGAGACAAGUUUCCACUGGAAGCCAACCAGGUGUGUGUCGCUACGGCAGGAAGCUGGAGUGUUGCUAUGGAUGGAAGAAAAAUCGCAGAGGCCAGUGUGAGGCCCAGUGCGAGCCGGGCUGCAAGCACGGCGACUGCGUCGGGCCCAACAAAUGCAAGUGCUACCCGGGAUACACGGGAAAAACAUGCAAUCAGGAUUUAAACGAAUGUGGCUUGAUCCCUCGCCCGUGUGAACAUCGUUGCAUGAACACCCACGGCAGUUACAAGUGUUACUGCCUCAACGGGUACACUUUAUUGCCCGAUGGAUCUUGCGGAAAUUCCAGGACCUGCUCACUCGCUCAUUGUCAGUACGGCUGCGAGGAAGUUGAGGGGGAGAUUCGCUGCCUCUGCCCCUCGGUGGGACUGCGAUUGGCACCAGAUGAGAGGACUUGCGUAGAUGUCGAUGAAUGCGCUACCGGAAGCAACCUUUGUCCAUAUAACAGGCAAUGCGUGAACACAUUCGGCAGCUACUUCUGCAAAUGCCGCGAUGGAUUCGAUUUGAAAUAUGUCGAUGGCAAAUACGAUUGUGUCGAUCUGGAUGAGUGUGCAUCCAGCACCAACAAGUGCAGCCAUCAAGCUGUCUGUCUGAACACUCAAGGAUCGUACAAGUGCCGGUGCAAGUCAGGCUUCCGAGGCAAUGGCUUCGAAUGCUCCGUCAAGCCGUUUUAUCAGAGGUCAUGGAAUGGAAAGAGAGGCAGCGCAGAUCAUGUCCUCAAUGCUAUACCAGACUACGAAGAACGAACCGGAAAUCUGGGAGGUAAACUUGAGUACGAGGACAUCAAAAACAUCAUCCCUGAACCAGUUGUGACCCCACCUGAGAAAAUCCACCCGCAGUCUUUUGACUAUGAUGGAGAGCUACACACUGGUGAAUCAACUGUGGGGACACCAGUGGACAAGUUUUCUGAAGAAGAGGAAGAAGAAGAGGAAGACAACCAGCUCAAUCCGAGAGGAGAUGUUUUUACAGAGGACUUUGAAUCCGUUUUUGGUCCAGCCAAAGAGGUGAAACCGUUCGAAACAGCGCCGCUUCAGGAAGAGUUUAUCAUGGACUGCAAUUUUGACCAGGGAGCAUGUGAGUGGGUCCAAGACAAGACUGAUGACAUGGACUGGAGCGUAGCAUACCAUGGCAGAGGUGCUGAGUACUACAUGUCGAUGAGCGGUCCGCUAGGCAAGCAGGAGAACGUGGCCAAGCUCAAGUUGCUGCUCAGUGAUCGCACCACGCAAGGCAGCUUCUGUCUGACAUUCAACUACCGUGUCGUGGGUCACAACGUGGGAACGCUAAAAGUGCUGUUGGAUAACAACGCUUACCCGGUUUGGGAGCAGAGCCGCAGCAGGAAUCAGGAAUGGCAGAUGGAGCUCCUCACUGUGGCCUGGAAAGAAGAAGCACCACAAUCAAUCAUCUUUGAAGCUCAGCGCGGAAGAGGCGUUGGAGGGGAGAUCGGGCUCGACAACGUAGUCUUGACCUCAGGGCCGUGUCAAGAAGAUGAAUCUCAGAUCUUUUAAGAAUCACCUGUGUCAAAGACAUAUCAACAAUGUUUCAAAACCGUUCUUAGAAUCAGUGAUUGCAUAUUAGCUGAAAUGUCAUGGCCUGAUUUUUAUAAACAUCUCAAAACAUCGAAAGGCCAACACUUGGUCAUGUUCAGUCAUUAUGUAUAAUAGAUUGCUUUAAUUGAAAGAAAUAAAAUUGUCAUUUGAAACGUGAUGCUACAAAUAGAUUUUUGAAGACAGGCUAGUUUCUAUGAUUAAAAAAAAUCGUGCAUUACUGCUGUAAAUUCUGCUUUCACAUUUCUCUGUAGUUUUACAUUAAAUUUCUUGUUUUCUA
Molecule: messenger RNA, 2182 nt
Organism: Syngnathus typhle (broad-nosed pipefish)
Lineage: Eukaryota; Metazoa; Chordata; Actinopteri; Syngnathiformes; Syngnathidae
Gene: egfl6
Product: EGF-like-domain, multiple 6
Exons: 13
Coding region: 247-1863 (538 amino acids)
Cellular component (GO): membrane
Molecular function (GO): calcium ion binding
Source: RefSeq, a predicted model, not a curated record